Molecule: messenger RNA, 2062 nt
Organism: Carlito syrichta (Philippine tarsier)
Lineage: Eukaryota; Metazoa; Chordata; Mammalia; Primates; Tarsiidae
Gene: OCLN
Product: occludin
Exons: 8
Coding region: 70-1641 (523 amino acids)
Biological process (GO): bicellular tight junction assembly
Cellular component (GO): cytoplasmic vesicle; bicellular tight junction; apical plasma membrane
Source: RefSeq, a predicted model, not a curated record
AGGUUGGCUUGUCUUGGGAGCUUCCAGGCAUUGCUCGCCCUGAGGACCAGGUGACCGUUGACAUCAGCCAUGUCGUCGAGGCCUUUUGAAAGUCCACCUCCUUACAGACCUGACGAGUUCAAACCGAAUAAUUAUGCGCCAAGCAACGACAUGUAUGGUGGGGAGAUGCACGUUCGACCCAUGCUCUCCCAGCCGGCGUAUUCUUUUUACCCAGAAGACGAAAUUCUUCACUACUACAAAUGGACCUCCCCUCCAGGAGUGAUUCGGAUUCUGUCUAUGCUCAUCAUCGUGAUGUGCAUUGCCAUCUUUGCCUGUGUGGCCUCCACGCUUGCCUGGGACAGAGGCUACGGAACCGGCUUGCUGGGAGGGGGUCUGGGCUAUCCUUACGGAGGAAGUGGCUUUGGGAGCUAUGGAAGCGGCUACGGCUAUGGUUAUGGCUACGGGUAUGGCUAUGGAACAGGCUAUACGGAUCCAAGGGCGGCCAAGGGCUUCCUGCUGGCCAUGGCCGCCUUUUGUUUCAUUGCCGCAUUGGUGAUCUUUGUUACCAGUGUCAUAAGAUCUGAAAUGUCCAGGACCAGGAGAUAUUAUUUGACUGUGAUCAUCGUGAGUGCCAUCCUGGGCGUCAUGGUGUUCAUUGCCACGAUUGUCUACAUAAUGGGAGUCAACCCAACGGCCCAGGCUUCCGGAUCUAUGUAUGGUUCACAAAUCUAUGCCCUCUGCAACCAGUUCUACACACCUGCUGCUACUGGACUCUACGUGGAUCAGUAUUUAUACCACUACUGUGUGGUGGAUCCUCAGGAGGCCAUAGCCAUUGUACUGGGGUUCAUGGUUAUCGUGGCUUUUGCUUUAAUAAUUUUCUUUGCUGUGAGAACACGAAGAAAGAUGGACCGGUAUGACAAGUCCAAUAUUUUGUGGGACAAGGAACGCAUUUAUGAUGAGCAACCUCCCAAUGUCGAGGAGUGGGUUAAAAAUGUGUCUGCAGGCACACAAGACAUGCCUCCACCGCCAUCUGACUAUGUGGAGAGGGUUGACAGUCCCGUCGCCUACUCCUCCAAUGGCAAAGUGAAUGACAAGCGAUCGUACCCAGAGUCUUCCUAUAAAUCCACCCCGGUGCCAGAAGUGCUUCGAGAGCUUCCAGUGAUGUCCCCUGUGGACGACUUCAGGCAACCUCGCUACAGCGACAGUGGUAACUUUGAGAUGCCGUCCAAGCGGGCGCCUGUGAAGGGAAGAGCUGGAAAGUCCAAGAGAAUGGAGCCAGACCACUACGAAACAGACUACACGACUGGCGGCGAGUCCUGCGACGAGCUGGAGGACGACUGGGUCAGGGAAUAUCCACCUAUCACUUCAGAUCAACAACGGCAACUCUACAAGAGAAAUUUUGACACGGGUCUGCAGGAAUACAAGAGUUUACAAGCAGAACUUGAUGACAUCAAUAAAGAACUGUCCCGUCUAGAUAAAGAACUGGAUGACUAUCGAGAAGACAGUGAAGAGUACAUGGCUGCUGCUGAUGAAUACAAUAGACUGAAGCAAGUAAAGGGAUCUGCAGAUUACAAAAGCAAAAGGAACUACUGCAAGCAGUUAAAGAGCAAAUUGUCACACAUCAAGAAGAUGGUUGGAGACUAUGAUAGGCGGAAAACAUAGAAGACAGAUUUUGCAUUGUUUUGAGAAGUUCAGAAAUAUCUGUCUGAUGUCUCUGCAGUCUUCUCAGAAGGCACAUGACUUUGGACCAUAGCCUGGGAAGCCAAACCUUUGUGAUCAUUACAAAGUGUUGAUAGCUUUACUAUCAUCAGUAUUGAAGUAUUUAUAGAUAGCUUUUGAUAAUCAACUGGACUGAGCACUCCAAGUAAGGAUUUAAGCUUUAAACACUGGUCCUUGUCUUAACGAAAUAGCAAUUGAGGUUUUUAAACCUUAAAGGAAGAUCCUGGUGUGUACUGUGCGGUUAACUUCACACUGAGACAACGAUGUCUUAAUACCUACCUGUGUUCAUGAGCAUAGGUGAUCUCUUAAUUCUUCCAACAGCCCUUCAGGUAACUGUUAUUUAUGAUCAAUUCUUUUCAGAUAA